AUGCUACAUCAGAAAGAGUAUGACGAGUUCUGUCAGAACGCCAUUGAUGGGGCGGAAGCUACUCGCUCAGAAGCUCCCAUUAUAGGCAGCCCCGAACAGCUACAUGAUGAUCUUGACCAAGACCAAUGGGCCUCGGGCGAGAAGAUUGGCCCUUACCAGUCCUGUCUGCGUCACUUUGAGGGAAUCCAUUCCAGCAUUUACAAAUCCCGAGGCGAAGAUGGAACCCUAAUCGCAAUCAAGGUCACUGUACCCCACCUUCUCACAGCACCGCACGACGCAAAGGUUGAAGUACGCCUGCUGCGAGAGGCCGCCAGCCCACAUGUGAUCCCUCUGUUGGAUGCCUUGAAUAUUGACGGGGGUAGACUCCUCCUCGUGUUGCCUUUCCUAAGAUACGAUUUUGAACAUUUGCUGCGUCGAGAUAUGUUGACCGCAACGCAGACAAAGUCUCACCUGCACGACAUGUUCAAAGCUUUGGAGCACCUGCAUAAGCUGGGGAUCAUCCAUCGGGACAUCAAGCCUUCUAAUAUCCUGAUGAACUCACCCGACGGUCCGGCGUAUCUCGCCGACUUUGGAAUCGCCUGGAAAGAAGGAUAUAAUGAGACCGAGCCAGCCGACAAGAAAAUCACCGACGUCGGUACGACGUGCUACCGUCCCCCAGAGAUCCUGUUCGGAUACCGGGGAUAUAGCACAGCUCUUGAUCUGUGGGCGGCCGGCUGCGUCGUUGCGGAAGCCCUGGCGGUUGGACACAAACAGCUGUUUGACUCGGGACCGGUGGGGAGCGACUUAUCUCUUGUUUAUUCUAUAUUUGUGACCUUGGGUACACCAGACGCGGAGAGCUGGCCUGAAACGAAGAAACUCCCCGAUUGGAAUAAGGUGGAAUUUCACCGAUACCCGGCCAAGCCGUGGGAGGACAUCCUUAAAGGCGCCUCUUCCCGAGGGCGGGAUCUGGUGAGCAAACUGGUGCGAUAUGAAAGCAGCGAGCGCAUGUCUGCUACGGAGGCUCUCCAGCAUCCAUAUUUCUGUUCGUAA
Molecule: messenger RNA, 1029 nt
Organism: Aspergillus terreus NIH2624
Lineage: Eukaryota; Fungi; Ascomycota; Eurotiomycetes; Eurotiales; Aspergillaceae
Product: putative cell division protein kinase (Ctk1)
Exons: 3
Coding region: 1-1029 (342 amino acids)
Biological process (GO): protein phosphorylation
Cellular component (GO): cytoplasm; nucleus
Molecular function (GO): ATP binding; cyclin-dependent protein serine/threonine kinase activity
Source: RefSeq, a predicted model, not a curated record